AUGCUUGCGGCAGCUUUGGCCGGUUUUGUGGCCAGGUCCGCCGCGCUCAAUUUCACAAUUUCCAAUGGGCAGAUCUUCACACCGGGUUUUGCUGUCCUCGAUUCGCCACAACCCGGAACGCCUCUCGGUGGUGACACCAUUGAGGUAGCGCUUGAUGUCUCUGCCAACGGGAAACUCAACUUGCCUCCUUAUGCCGACGAUAGUCCAAGCCAGAUCUAUAAUAUCACAAUUUUUCUGUAUAGUUACGACACAGGGAGAAACUUUACCAUCACGAAUGGCACUGCAACGGCAAACAAUGCCAGCCUAGGAGACAUUAUGUUGUCGGAGUCCGGCAGCACCGUAAAGCAUGUCAAGUGGAGGUGGCCAGACUGCCUGGUUGGAAAUGGACAACCAACAUCAACAGACAGCGACCGCGGUGUUUAUAAUAUAUCCAUCCGCCAGAACUUCCGCCUCAACGGGGACGACCACUACACCAUUUUCGACGUUCCUAUCAACGUCACAAACAGCAUCGAGGCUUCCGACGACAGGCCUUCAUGUGAUGCCCUGGACAACCCACUGCUAACGUACGACGAAAUCGACGCGACGGCGGCGAACAGCGUUGGCGUUCUCUUCGCGCCGGGUGAUGCAACUCAGGUGGAGCAAUCAGGCUCCGGCUCCGGCUCCGGUUCCACGGGCGGUCUAGGCGCCGCGGCUACCUUGCACUGGAGCGCUGCUGCCGGGUGGUUGGCGAUGCUGUCAGUUUCGGCGGUCUUCUUUCUCUAG
Molecule: messenger RNA, 762 nt
Organism: Truncatella angustata
Lineage: Eukaryota; Fungi; Ascomycota; Sordariomycetes; Amphisphaeriales; Sporocadaceae
Exons: 3
Coding region: 1-762 (253 amino acids)
Source: RefSeq, a predicted model, not a curated record